Messenger RNA from Oryza brachyantha (malo sina), 1126 nucleotides. RefSeq names its product OPA3-like protein. Bases 204 to 704 code for a protein of 166 amino acids. The transcript has 4 exons. Gene Ontology annotation, cellular component: mitochondrion. Lineage: Eukaryota; Viridiplantae; Streptophyta; Magnoliopsida; Poales; Poaceae. Gene Ontology annotation, biological process: regulation of lipid metabolic process. The record is from RefSeq and is a predicted model, not a curated record.
UCCUGAGAAUUUCCCAAUAUCCCGAGUUCCCCGACUUCCGAUCUCAACGCCGGCAUUUGGCCGUGAAGUCGUCCGCCGCCGCCGCCGCCGCCGCCGCCGCCGCUCGCCGCGCGCCUGCAUCUCCCAAACCUCCACGGUCUCGUGACGAGAAGUGGAGCGAAGGAGGAGGGGGAGGACUAGGAGGGUCCAUCCAGUAGCCGAAGAUGAUACUUCCGCUGGCGAAGCUGGGGACGCUGGCGCUGAAGACGAUGUCGAAGCCGAUCGCCAUCCGGCUCAAGACGGAGGCCAGCCGCCACCCUCAAUUCCGGCAGCUCAUCAUCAACCUCGCCCAGGCGAAUCAUCGGAUCUCCACAAAUAUCCAGAGAAGAAUAUAUGGUCAUUCGACUCAGGUUGAGAUUCGGCCUUUGAACGAGGAGAAAGCAGUUCAGGCUGCUGCUGAUCUUAUUGGGGAGCUCUUCGUUUUCUCGGUUGCUGGGGCUGCUGUAAUCUUUGAGGUGCAAAGAAGUGCAAGGUCAGAGGCCCGAAAAGAGGAGGCUCGAAGAAAUGAAAUUGAGGCAUUGAGGCAAAAGGAGGAUCAGCUGGCUCAUGAGAUAGAGAUUGUGAAGCAGAAACUUAGCGAGAUAGAGCACCAUGCCAAUGCGCGAGGUCUCUCUGGAGUUCUUUUCAGAAGCAGCGGUAAGCCAGACCAGACAAAGGCCUCAUGAGUUCUUUGGUUAAUUGGGACAGACAUGACUACGAUGACAACAUCCUAAUCAAGUUAAUUGAUGACUGUCAUGCGUUGUUUGUUAUAUUGCACAUGGAUCUGCAAAUUUUUGAAGCAUGCACCUUGUAGAUUGUGUUUUUGCUACCAAUUUACCAUGGGAAUGGCCCCACAGCUUGAGGUUUCAAGCAACUUUGUAUUUGAGGCUAUUUGAACUCAUAUAUGGAAAGGGUUGUAGGGCAGUUCCAAGAAGGAAACAUCUGGCAAGUGCAAAGCAGAAUUUUGCUAUGUGUAUGUUGUCUGGCAGAUCAUGCGAGUUGUCAACUCGCAGGAUAAGAUAACUGUAUGCCAUGGACCUGUCUAUGGGAGAUUGCUGCCAAAGCAUUGCUCUGUUUUUUUAAGGAAUUGCUCUGGUGGUUCAUAUCA